UCCUCCACCACCGCAUCCACGCCUCUCAGGCCUGUGUGACCAAUCCUCCUCCACCGCAUCCACGCCUCUCAGACGCGGCCACACCCCCUCGCCCGAGGAGCAAGACGGAGGAGACAUGGCUCGGUUGCCGCUUUGUCGAAUCCAGUCAUGAGCGACGACUCGGCCAGCGUCGGCGGGCGCUCGUCGCACCAAAUUCACCAGCAGCGCCUGCACCAGCAACGCAGGGGCGGCGGGGGUAUGUUGGACGACCGGAUGAGCGACAACGACGACGACGGGCAGCUGCGCAGGGACAUGCCGACGGCGAAGGAUACGUUUCGGGAUGCAUGA
Messenger RNA from Gaeumannomyces tritici R3-111a-1, 327 nucleotides. RefSeq lists its product as hypothetical. NCBI's taxonomy places the organism in Eukaryota, Fungi, Ascomycota, Sordariomycetes, Magnaporthales, Magnaporthaceae. The record is from RefSeq and is a predicted model, not a curated record. The transcript is spliced from 2 exons. The coding region runs from base 148 to 327 and encodes 59 amino acids.